Molecule: messenger RNA, 1338 nt
Organism: Phytophthora sojae
Lineage: Eukaryota; Oomycota; Peronosporomycetes; Peronosporales; Peronosporaceae
Exons: 2
Coding region: 1-1338 (445 amino acids)
Molecular function (GO): ATP binding; RNA helicase activity; nucleic acid binding
Source: RefSeq, a predicted model, not a curated record
AUGCUCAUCUCGUUCCUGAAUCUCGGCGUGGACCCAUGGCUGGUCAAGCGCUGCGAGCUGCUGGGCAUCCGCCACCCGACGCCAGUGCAGGUUCAUUGCAUCCCUCCCAUCCUGUCCGGACGCGACGUCAUUGGCUGCGCGCAGACCGGUAGCGGCAAGACGGCGGCCUUCGCACUGCCCAUCCUGCACACGCUAAGCAAGGACCCGUACGGCCCGUACGCGCUGGUGCUCACGCCCACGCGCGAGCUGGCCUUCCAGAUCGCAGACCAGUUUAACGCUUUCGGCAGCUCCAUGGCCGUGCGCUGCGCCGUCAUCGUGGGCGGUGUGGACAUGCUCAAGCAGUCGCUGACGCUGCAACAGCGACCGCACAUUAUCGUGGCCACGCCCGGCCGCUUCCGCGACCACCUGCUGCGCGUGGAGCCACCCAACAUCUCGCUGGUCAAGUACGUGGUGCUGGACGAAGCCGACCGGCUGCUGGACGUAUCGUUCGCCAAGGACCUGAGCUUCAUCUUCGACAAGCUGCCGGCCAAGCGGCAGACGCUGCUCUUCUCGGCCACUAUGACGGCCAACCUCGACAGGCUGGAGCAAACCGCGCUGUCUGAUGACGCGUUCCGCUUCGAUACCACGCCUAGCGUGAAGACCGUGGCCACGCUCAAACAGUUUUAUUUAUUCAUCCCGGCGCAGGGUAAGAAGGACCAGGACCUUGAGCAGCUCCUGGAAGCCGCCACCUCGUCGUCCAAGCGCCAGCUGCGCUCCAUGAUGAUCUUCGUGUCCACGUGCAAGAUGUGCGAGCUGGUGGGCGAGAUCGGAAACGAGCUCGGCACGAAGUGCGUGACGCUGCACUCAAUGAUGUCGCAGAACCGGCGGCUGGCCGCGCUGGGCAAGUUUAAGAGCGGACUCAGCCACAUCCUCAUCAGCACGGACGUCGCGAGUCGUGGUCUCGACAUCCCGGAGGUGGACGUCGUGCUCAACUUCGACCUGCCGCGCGACGCCGACGACUACAUUCACCGCGUGGGUCGUACCGCCCGAGCCGGCCGCAGCGGCCAAGCCAUCUCUCUCGUAACGCAGCACGACAUCGAGCUGCUGCAGAACAUCGAGGCCAAGGUGGGCAAGAAGAUGGACGACUACGAGGCGGAGGCGCCCGAGAAGAAGGUGCUCGAGCUGCUGAACGACGUGACCACCGCCACGCGCGUGGCGAAGAUGAAGCUGACUGAGCGCGGCUUCGACGACAAGGUGCACGCUCGCAAGGCCAAGCGCCAGGAGCAGCAGCACAACAACCGCGAUGGCAACAAGAAGAAGCACAAAAAGCUCAAGCCCGCUGCAGCAGACAACCAAUAG